Molecule: messenger RNA, 4311 nt
Organism: Aplysia californica (California sea hare)
Lineage: Eukaryota; Metazoa; Mollusca; Gastropoda; Aplysiida; Aplysiidae
Exons: 6
Coding region: 150-746 (198 amino acids)
Source: RefSeq, a predicted model, not a curated record
ACUCUAGAGGUCGAAAACUGCGGAAAAGCGGCGAAAACAAACGGUAGAUGGCAGAUGGUAAUCUAGAUUCUAGAUCUAGAUUCUAGAUCUACUAAAACUUAAUUUUAUAUUAAGUGUCCAAAGUUGAAUGAGAGAGGUGGCUGGAGACCAUGGAAAUUAAUGGAAAUGAAAGUGAAAGCAAUAACCUUUCCACCAGUCAAAAUGAGGGUUUAUCUUCCAAGAUUAUUCGUCCUCACCAUGUUUUGAGGAACAUUUACAGCCCGCAGACUUUAUUGGUUGUAGCGUCAGAAGGCUGUUUAACAGUUCCUGAUGAUUUGAAGACAUUCACAGAAGGGGAUAAUGGAGUCCUAGUACGUUACACAAAAUCCUUACCUCUUGAAAGUGGCAACAAGAGCGCACCUAUUGAUGCAAUUGCUUUGGUUUACAAAGUGUUCAGUGGAGACAGUUUGAAGACAAUCAAAGAUAGUCUUCCUUUCAUAGAUGUCAGGUAUUUUCUGGGAAAGUGCUUCAUACUGGUUGUUUCAGGUGAAGACUUCUGCCCAAAGGACACCUAUGAGAUUGAACAGUUUGCAAGCCAGUAUCAUCUUCCCAUCCACUUUGCUUCUUUAAUUAAGGGAUCAGGACAGUCCAGGCCGGUGCUGCAGGUCCCGUCUCACCUGUUGUCAGUGUACUGCCCACCUGUAGGCUGUGAUGUUAGCCGCCUGAUCAUUGAUGCCACCAUUGUCAAGACAACUGCCGACCUGUGACCAGACAGUUGUAACGGGUGAAACAGAAAGUGUAAUUAUUGUAAAUGUGUGGAUGCCGUUGUUUAGAGGAUGCCACUGGAAGGUCGUACUUCUUUUCUUUCCCCCAUAUUAAAUCACUCCCUGCCAGGGCCUUAGUUCAGACCAAGCUGCUGUCUUCAAGCUUUUUUUUUACCUUUUUCAAAAUUGAACUACUCUGUAUUUAUGUUAGAGUUAUGAAAAUUGGUCAGUUUCAGUAGGAGAUGUUUGGCUUUACAAAACAGAAUUUUGGUUAUUUUGUUUAUGUUUUACAGAUUCUCAAAAUACAAUAAAUGUUAGUGACAAAAACUUUUUCUUUUUGGCCGAACUAUCCUGUACAAGAUUUUUGCUGCUUUUGUGAGAGUGUUGUUAUUUCUGUUAAAAAAUAUAUAAAAUACUAUACAUAUGCUCAAAAAUAUAUAACGAAACAAAGAAAACUGAAUUGAUAAGUUUAUGAUGACUUACACACAGAAUUAGUCUAGGUAGUUCAAUAUUGUGCACGAGUCCUCGAAGCACUGCUGCUCUGUGUCUUGUGGUGUCUGGCACUUAGUACACCACCAUCUCGUCUCUGUUCUUUUCCUGCUUUUUUUUGGUCUCUCUUGGGAUCAGCUUUCGCUUUCUCCACGCUCACUUUGCACCUUCUUCGGGGUUUAUCUUUUGCAGUUCGAGACGAAAGACUCAGAAAAUGUUUCCAAUUCAGUCACCUCUGUAAAGGGUGGCUUUAAGUGGUGUGUCUUCUAGUGUUUCAGUGGAAGAUUUCUGCUUUAUGUAGUCGUCGAAAAGUUCUUCUCCUACAGUUGUGAGAAACUCGUGUAGCCCCAUCUUUUCUUCCCUUUGAGAGUAAAACUUUGUUGUGCAAAAUACAGUGAAACACUGAAUAUAAAGAACAAGUCCGGGCAGUAAAAAUAGCUCUUUAUAUCAGUAGUUUUUUAAUUCAGUCAAUGCACCCCCACGAACAUACUUUUUCUCACGUAGUCCUUUUUGGUCAUAGUAAUAGGAAUAGUAUACACAGUACAUGUGCAGUAACUUAUUUCUUCCCAAGAGAAGGAAAAAAGGAAGCUUAUGGAUGUUUGCUGCUUCUCCUUUUCUCCUACGCCCAUAACAUACUUUUGCAUGUCCCCAAGAACAUUAAAAAAUUGAUCCCCCGCCACCACCCCCAAUUGACUACGAAUUAGUUUCUCAAUUUCUCCACUCUUUAUUUUGCCUCCGCGAAGCUCACUGUCACAUGUAUCUGCUCAUGGUCUUCACUGUUUAUUUGAGAAGUAGAAGCUUCCUUCACUUGCUCCACAAUUUCAGCUUCGGAAGGCACUGCUGAUGUUUGCACACUAGUGUCAAUGUAAAUAAAUUGAAUGGUUGUGCUCAACUGUGUUGGUAACAGUGAUGCAAGGCAUUCAAACAGGUUGACGAACUCCACUGUUUCCUGCUCGACCUCUGGUUUAUGUUCAUCAGAGUCUUCAGAAGACAAGGGUGCUAAAGAGAAGCCAGCAAGUCACCAGCAGUUGCUUAUGGUGGACCAUGCAACGUCCCUAGAUGCUGAUUGCAUCGUGAACAUAGCAUCAAGGACUGUGAUGCGCAUGCUGUCAGCACUUCCACCAGAAUCCAGAUUUGACAGCUACUGGUGCAAAAUACUCUUGAGAUAAAGCCGCUUGAACGCUUGAAAAAUCCACUGAUCACACGCUGCAAUACGCUGGUUGUGUUAGGGGGGGUGGAAACACUAGUUUUUUCUCGAGCAGCCUUGCGACUUCAGGGUGGACAGGGCAGUUAUCCCCUAGAAGCACAAUCUUUCUGCCCCUAACCCCAUUUUUCUGUCCUGCUUCCGAACCCGCUCCUUGAAUGUGCCAAUUAGUCUUGUUGACGUAAUAGUCACAAGGAAGUUGUACAACUCCUCUGAAGCAGUGGGUUUUUUUGGCCUUUCCGAUUACCAAAAGUAGAAGUUUGUCUCUGCCAUCCAUAUUGGCAGCCAGAAGAACGGUCAGUUGGUCCCUGGGCUGCAUGUGUCCAUGCACAUUGUCCAACUUGUAGGCCAGUGUUUUGUCUGGAAGACAGCGAUAAAACAACCCAGUUUCAUCAGCAUUGUAGAUAUCUCUUGGCUGAUAAUCUUGAGGAGCUCUUGUAAGACAGUUGAUUUCUAGUCAGAACCAAUGUCUUCUUGAACCGCUGCCACUUCAACAGAAACCACCUUCUGGGAAAUGCCAUUACAGUGUUUAAAUCGCUGAAGCCAUCCUGAAAAGUGAUUGAUGCAAAGUCGUCUCUGUAGCUGGACCUGCCAGUAAAACUGUCUUUACCUUGGCUGAACCUAAUCUUGGCAUCACACACUGGUCAAAUUAGUUGGCUUUGCAGGCUUGUAUUGUUUGAAGGAAAGUCUUCCUUUGAAACCCACUAUACACGCGUCAACACUCAGCUCACGGCCAGCCUCAAAAUGCGUUUUGAAGUUCUCCAUCGUUAUAUUUGAUUACGUUCCUGACUUUGUACAGAGCAUGAAAUCCCUCCUCACCACGUUGUGGCUGGCUGUGAUUGUCCCAGCAGUGAAAGUUUGUGCUGAGCUCUUUGAAAUGUUUGAUCGGCAUGAUUGAUGAAAUCCACGGGUUGUCGAAGCAACGGUUAGACACUUCGCUGCUGCACGCAGGAGACCUGAGUUUGAUUCCCAAGUGGGAAAAAUUUUUGAUUACUUUUCAGAACUUUUAAAUAAUUAUCUGAAUCAGCAAGCUGCUUGCUUUGGUCUUUCACUUGUCAUUUCAUAACAUCACACUUUUCACUGACAACAAAGGAUUCAUUAUGCAGUCUUUUGAUCUGUGCUUACAGGGAAGCAUUUUCUUUCUUUAACUCUUCAAUUGAGGCAAUGUAAUUAAUGAGCUUUCACUUUAAUUUAGACGACUUAUUUGAUUUUCAUAUUCUUUACUUUGUCUUACCCACUCUGCCUCUUCAUCUUUUGUUUGUUUUCUUUCACUUUGUAAGCUUUCUUCACUGCUGCGGCAGAAAGUCUCAAAGCAUACACUUUCCUUCUCUGUCUCUGUAGAUUUUGUCUAAGAAAUUAGUUUGCCUUCUUCAAAGAAGGGCAAGUGACACAAUCUCUAGGUGUCUUCACUGGGGUGCCCACUGGGAUUUGUACAUUCACACGGGCUGGUGAUGACCUACAUUCUCGACUUCUAAACUCUGUCAAUUCACACACACACAGUUAUGAUGAAGUAUUUCCACUCUUUGCAUUGGUAAGUUGAAGUUUGAUCUAAAGAAAUGAAGGGAUUUUUUUCCCUGUUUUUGUUGACAUGAAAUGGAAAUAAUAAAUGCGCAUACGUUUCCUGCACAACCCGAAGAUUUGAAACUGCAUGUGGUAUACAAAUGUCACUUAUAAAUUAUAAAGCAAAAGAAUGUCAUAACUGCUCCACAAUUUGAGUAUAAGAAAUUAAUUUCUUCCUGUUUCUGACUGCGGUUUUGUCUGAUAUGAGUUUGAUAACCUAUGCGUUUGUGAUUUCUUGGCCACAAGAUAUUAAAGAAACUACUUCGUGAGCAUAUUUUGUAGUAUUCUUCAUAACUCAUUAAUCUGUGGAAAAAA